This is a messenger RNA of Rotaria sp. Silwood1, 414 nucleotides long. The record is from the annotation of a GenBank genome assembly. Lineage: Eukaryota; Metazoa; Rotifera; Eurotatoria; Philodinida; Philodinidae.
AUGGAUAUCGAAGCAGCAGCAAAUAAGAAACAAGAAUUAAUCAAUGGUUUCCAAAACUUGAUUAAUGAAAAAGAUAAGCGAAUAGAAGCUUUAACUAAUGAAAAAAAGGAAAAUGAAAAGAAAUAUCAAGAAAAUAUUACAAAAUUAACAAAUGAAAUUAGCCAAAUAAAGGAAGAUUUCAAAAAUGAAAAGAAACACCAAGAAGAUAUUACAAAAUUAACAAAUGAAAUUAGCCCAUUAAAGGAAGAUUUCAAAAAUGAAAAGAAAUACCAAGAAGAUAUUGCAAAAUUAACAAAUGAAAAUCAGGAAUUACAAAAAAAGUUGGUCGUUAUACCUCAAUCAAAUACACCAGGGAUUAACAAUUAUUUACGAAUUAUGGAGUCUAUGGGUUUUUUUAAUUCAAUUGAAUUUUGA